AUGCAAACGGAGCCAAAAAUGGCUGCAGUCGAUCAGAAAAUGAAAUAUCAAAAUGAUAGCAAAGAAGAAGAUAGCAAUUUUCACCAGUCUGCCGACGCAACACCAGAUGACGGACAAACUGUAUUGAUCGGGGGUUUAUUGCAUCAGAUGCGUGUCCCCAAUGGUCAAGUCUGUCAUCAGUCACCUCGCCUUCCGGCGUAG
Messenger RNA from Protopolystoma xenopodis, 201 nucleotides. The record is from the annotation of a GenBank genome assembly. Lineage: Eukaryota; Metazoa; Platyhelminthes; Monogenea; Polystomatidea; Polystomatidae.